CCGAUGGAGGUCCCCAUGAGAGAGGGGGGUCGCUCCCCUCCUCCAGCUCCAGAUCAGAUGAGAGAUGAGGACAAGGACCGUAUUAUUUAGAGAAAAAAAAAAACGGGAGUUGGCAAGACUGUGUUACGAUGAAGGGGUAAUGACUGCAUCGAUAGACCCAGGGGAAAUGACGGUAAAUGGGAGAGAUGCGACCUUAAAGGUCAACGAAAGAAUUGACCGCACCAAAGUGGCAUGGUUAAAGGAACAUACAGUCACCUUCAUAUUUCGAGAAGGGGCCCGGUUCCUACCAAAGAAGCUCAAGGAUGACGUGGUAAGGGUGUACGAGGAUGAGAAGAUCCAGGAUGGGAGCUUUGAGGCAGAAAGCUUCAGAAGAGGGCGGGUGAAAAUGGAAAGCCCAAACGUGGUGUCUUACAUAGCGAAGUCAACGGCGGUGGCCACGUGGUUGAUUAUGAAAGGACAGGACAAAAUUACGUUAGGUUCGACAAGAUAUGUAUUGGUCUUCAAACCAUGGCUUACACGAGUGCAGUUGAGAGAGCAACGUAGAAGUGAGAACGAAGCAAAUUUUUGGGUGGUGGCAGUACAAGUGCCGAUAGAUGCCAUGCUAUACCUGGAAGCCCAAGUGCAGAAGGCAAUUGGGACGGUGCUUGUAGCACACCCUCCAGAACCAGAUAGGCUUAAACCCUCGCUCAUCAACUUGAAGUUCGAUAUCGACCCGGGAGCACGACAGAACAUGAAGGACAAAAUCUCGAUAAUCACGUAUGAAGGAGAUACGGUGACGGUCAACCUGGCUUCGUCAGAUACACCAAGGUGCGGAAGGUGCAGAGCCUUCUUCCACUUCGAUGAGCAGUGCAGGAGAAAUCAACGGCAACCUCAAGCUGGUUCGCCGAAUCAAUCUCGAUCCAAUCAAGGAACACAGCAGGAAGCAAGGAGACAGUACCAAGGGCCGCUGGGUCCAAGACCAAGCGCAUCAGGAGGCAUGCAAGGAGCGACUCUGAUACCCCAGUUAAACGGAAUAGCAGCGAGCCAUAACAAUCCGGUUUUCUCGCCAGGAGGCCUUCCGGGCAUCCCCCUCCAUAACUUGGAGCAAUGGGGAUUACCGCUAGGCAUGCAGAACAGCUACUCGGCUCUUGCUCCAUGGAUGGGACAUGGCCUAACCGGCCACUUAGGGAUGCCAGGUGGAACGGAGAUGCUCCAAGAUGCUGUAACGAAUUUACUAUCAGUAAAUUCGUCGGAGUCGCCGAUGCCAACAACGAUGGCCACAAUGGUACGAACGACAAUACGAGACAAGUUCCAGUUCCGCAUGAUCCCGGAGAUACUAAUGCCUCGUUUGCUGGUAGACAACCCGGAGAACGGCAAGAAGACCAAAUUUUUUAUUCCGAUCUUGGAUGUCCGGUUGGUACAUGGGCAGCUUCAAAUACUGGAACAGGAGGGCUGGCGACUGCUCCCGAUCUCGUGGAUCACCGACAAGAGAAAACAAGAGCUCCGGAAGAUAAGAGUAUCCCCCAGACGGUCAGCCGAGUUCCUAGCAGAAAUGGAAGCGAAGCUACCAAAGGACAAAAAGUUGCAGUCCCAAUUCCUGCGAACCUAUCUCACCUCCAACUGGUUGCCAGGGACAUUAGAUAGACCACAAGGCCAGAGUUCCACACAAGAAGGUCACUCCAUCCAACAGAGAACGGAGGGAGGAUCGAAUGCAGAAACUUAAGGUUUCUUCGUGGAACGUGAGGGGAUUGGGGGACAUUGGAGGGAGGUGCAAGAAGGAGAGACUGAAGAGUUGGAUUCACGAGACCAA
Molecule: messenger RNA, 1789 nt
Organism: Chara braunii
Lineage: Eukaryota; Viridiplantae; Streptophyta; Charophyceae; Charales; Characeae
Source: the annotation of a GenBank genome assembly